This is a messenger RNA of Cuscuta europaea, 1340 nucleotides long. NCBI's taxonomy places the organism in Eukaryota, Viridiplantae, Streptophyta, Magnoliopsida, Solanales, Convolvulaceae. The record is from the annotation of a GenBank genome assembly.
GGGGAGACCGAUGAGAAAUAUCCCCUCUACGAUAAAGCCUUCGUGGGAGCAGGAGGUAGUGGCCGGGGGCUUUACAUUUUCGUACUUAGAGAUUUUUUUGUUAUGUUUGUUGUCAUGUGUUUGACCCCUCGGUUCUAACCUUUCAACUUGUUGCUGUCGUUCUUUGCAGGUAGCAGGAUGAAUGCCAACGCCUUGUUCGCGAAGAGGAAGGGCAAGACCCAGCAAAAGGAGAAGGGGCCCUCGGGCCAGAAGCCACUUGACGCGCUUUUCCCGAAGGCCAUAGAGCCUUCCGCCGGGGACGCCCAUGCUGCUGUGGGGACCGGGGGGUCGAAGGCCGAGGCGGCCGCUAAGAAGAAGAGGAGCGACAAGGGGGUGGAGCCCCCCACCAAGAAGCAGAAAGGCGCCGUGGGUGCUGUCGGGGAGGCGGCCCCCCUCAUAGUUAUUGACGACAUGCCCGCUGUUGAUGGGCCUCUGGCCUCGGUCCCCCCGAAGGAUCCGGUGAAUCCCCCCGGGCGGAAUCACCCCGGGAGAUCCGUCAGCUCUCCUUUGCCCCCGGCGCCUCGUUGAUGCACGGCACUGCCGAGCCGAAGGCCUUCCUGCGGGGCAUCACCUCGAAGAUGGAUAGGGAAGUCUUCGAGACCUACGAUGACGAUGCCCUCGAGAACAGGAUCCUCCGGUCCUCGCUCACUGCCUGCAUAGCCCUCGGGGAACAGGCCCGGAGGCGCGAGGAAAGGCGUCUUCACGAGGCCGCCCAGGAUAAGAAGGUGGAGGGGCUGAUCCGCAAGAACUCUGAGGCGGUGAAGCAUGCUGCCCAGCUGGAGGAGGCCCUUCGGGAGGCGAAGGUGGCGGCGGAGAAGGCCAAGGCUGAUGGCAUAGCCGAAGGCAAGGCAGAGGCCGAGAGGGCUGCUGCCGAGGCGGCGAAGAAAGCCGCCGAUGAAGCCCAAACUGCUAAGGAGAGAGCUGCGGCCGAGGCCCGAGGGGAGGCAGUCGCGGAGUUCCUUGCUGAGGGCUGGAGGGCCGAGGGCCACAAGGAGUGGGUUGCUUCCGUGGUGGCAGCCUCGGUGGACGCUUGGGUAGAAGGCCCCGGGGUUGACUGGCUGACCGAUAGGGGCGACGCCUACUAUCAAGGGGGUGAGUUCUUUACCCAGCACCUGAUAUACCGGAGGCUCGCCAGGCACUUCGGCGUAUCCCUCGAACAAUUUGACCCCUCGGUAUAUGGCCUCCCUCCGUUGCAACCAGAUGUCAGAGUUCCCCUCCCCCCGGGUGAAGACCGGCCAACAAUCUAUGAUUCUGUGAUGAUGGGGGGUGACGGGGUUGGAGCCGUCGGGGGUGAUGCUGCC